Messenger RNA from Hydractinia symbiolongicarpus, 2209 nucleotides. RefSeq names its product ER degradation-enhancing alpha-mannosidase-like protein 2. The record is from RefSeq and is a predicted model, not a curated record. NCBI's taxonomy places the organism in Eukaryota, Metazoa, Cnidaria, Hydrozoa, Anthoathecata, Hydractiniidae. Gene Ontology annotation, molecular function: calcium ion binding; mannosyl-oligosaccharide 1,2-alpha-mannosidase activity. Gene Ontology annotation, biological process: endoplasmic reticulum mannose trimming; mannose trimming involved in glycoprotein ERAD pathway; carbohydrate metabolic process. The coding region runs from base 774 to 2162 and encodes 462 amino acids. The transcript has 11 exons. Gene Ontology annotation, cellular component: endoplasmic reticulum; membrane.
AAAAAGAACAAAGACUGUACAGAGAAAAAGCAAAGCAGAUGUUUUAUCAUGGAUACAACAAUUAUCUCCAGCAUGCAUAUCCUUACGAUGAACUUAAGCCCUUGUCGUGUUCUGGACAAGAUACUUGGGGAAGGUAAUGACGUUGUGUUAUUUUUUGUGUUGCAGUGUUUGUGCUAUUAGGUAGAAAUACAAUUCAAAUGUCAAUUUAUCGUUAUUACUUUGUCCUUUUGUCUAAAUUUGAAUUAGUUUUUUUAUCGUUUUGUUAACUACCUUGUCCAUUCUCCCUGAAGACAUGUGUACAUUGCAGAAACUUAUGAUAUUAAAAUAAAGCUUUUCAAUUAAGCACACAUUUUUUAAGUGAAGGGAAGUGCCGCUUAUUCGAGGAUGGAUGCUUAUUUAAAGGGGGUGUGAGUGAAGAUACCUCCUGACAGGACAGGCACUUAUUCAAGCCAGGUGUUUAAUCAGUGGCCCCCGAUUAAAAGCCCGGGUUUAGUAAACAAUCCAAUUAGGCCAGACUUUUAUUGUAUGCUCUAUAAGAUUCGAUAUGUAUAUAGGUUGCAACAAAAUAUGGUUUUUAUACAAACUAUAGACGUUAGGCAUUGUAUGGUUGCAUCUAAUUUCUUUGAUACCAAUAAAGUGAUAAAACAGAGCUUUAGUUUAUAGCAGGAACUGUAUUUAAUUUAAUUUUGCUAGUGCAUGCUAAAUUAUUUUAUACAAGUCUUGGCACGAGUCAGAAUCAUGCGACCAGUUUGAAAGUUUGCAGUAUUGUGAUUAUGGGAAAUACUACUGAAUUUGAAAGAGUUGCACUGCUUCUAGAGGAGACAUUGUCAUUUGAUACUGAUAUAAAUGUGUCAGUGUUUGAAACCAACAUCCGAGUUGUUGGUGGGUUGCUUUCAGCACAUCUGCUAUCAUAUCGUUCUAAUCUAAUGUUAGAGUUAGGAUGGCCCUGUGAGGGACCUCUCCUACGUCUUGCUGUUAAUGCUGCAACCAAGCUUUUACCAGCAUUCGACACAAACACCAGCAUGCCAUACGGUACUGUAAAUUUCGAAAAUGGCGUUCCAGAAGGCGAAACACCAGUGACGUGUACAGCUAGUGUGGGAACGUUCAUAUUAGAGUUUGGAGCGUUAUCAUAUUUGACUGGUGAUGAGAGGUUUAUGGUAGCUGCUAGAAAGGCUUUAGAUGGACUAUGGAAAAGUAGAUCCAAACUGGGGUUGGUUGGGAACCAUAUAAAUGUUGAAACAGGCAUUUGGACUGCAGUUGAUGCUGGGAUUGGAGCAGGUGUUGAUUCAUAUUUCGAAUACUUAGUUAAAGGAUCAGUGCUAUUUAACGAUCCUAUGUUAAUGGACAUGUUUAAAGAAUUCAGCAACAGUAUAUAUAAACACUUAAAAUAUGACGAUUGGUAUAUUUGGACUCAUAUGGAAACUGGCAAAAUAUCACUUCCAAUAUUUCAGUCACUUGAUGCUUAUUGGCCUGGUGUCGAGGUUCUAAUGGGAAAAAUCGGGGAAGCCUCAAAAACAUUUCAUAAUUAUUAUCAAGUUUGGAAGCAAUAUGGAGGAACACCUGAAUUUUAUCAGCUAGGAGAAAAUAAACCUUUCAAUAAAAGAGAAGGAUACCCACUUCGUCCAGAACUUAUUGAAAGUGCGAUGUAUUUGUACCAAGCUACGAAAGAUCCAUUCUUUUUGGAAGCUGGGAGAGACAUCUUGGAUGCAAUAAACAACAUUGCUUGGACACCCUGUGGAUAUGCAACAAUAAAGAAUGUCGAUUCUCACCAAUUAGAUGACAGAAUGGAAUCCUUCUUUCUAGCCGAAACAACAAAAUACCUAUACUUGCUUUUCGAUGAGAACAACUUCAUUCACCAAAAUAAUGCUGGUUUUUACAACUUCAGUGAAUAUUGGGCUGACUUUAAUUAUGACCAAAAUGAUUGUUUUGCUGGUAGUUCUGGUUAUGUAUUCAACACCGAAGCUCAUCCGAUAGAUAUCGCAAGUUUACAAUGUUGCAAACAUAAACAUGAUAAAAAUUCGAACACAUUUAAGCAAAGGCGAUUUACAAGUAAAGAUGGCUGUCGUAGGAGACCCUUUCAUCAAAAAAUGUUUGGGUUGGGCACAUACACUGAAGACCAUAGCAAGCAUUUUGAUACUUCUUCUUCCAAUACAAAUUUAUAGUAUUUUUAUAUUUAUUAUUUAUCUUUUUAAAGCCAAAAUGUACUUAA